UUGCUGACAUCAGGCAUGCAUACGAGGGAACUGUUAUGUAGCACGCAGAAUGUAUCACGUAGAUGCCGGCUUAAUACUUCCUCCAUAACUACAGGCUGCUGCUCGGAGGAGACGUAGAUCUCCGCGGAUAAUUCUUUCACUGGUGCUUCCAGCUAACGACACCUUAAAGCAGGCGAGAUGUCUUCUUAUGAGGAGAGUGAGUCCAAAUUCUGGCGAAAGGCAAAGGAGAAUCCAUUUGUCCCAGUCGGGAUGGCUGGAUUUGUUGCCAUUGUUGGCUACAGGCUGAUGAAAAUGAAAAGUCGUGGAGAUACAAAAAUGUCGGUGCACCUGAUUCACAUACGUGUAGCUGCCCAAGGCUUUGUGGUGGGAGCAAUGACUGUUGGUGUCCUGUUCUCCAUGUACAGAGAUUACUUUGCAAAGCCUAUUGAACAAGAACAGAAAGCAACCCAACCCAAGUGAACAUGGCCUCUUGGACUCAUAUUUUAUGUCCCUUAGUAUUGCCUCAUAUUAAGGUGUGCACAAGAUUUGUUUCACAGAUGUCCUGACUUUUUUUUAUGCACAUGUCUGCUGUAAAUAGCUGAAACUAUUUGAUGACACUGUGCAUAGUCGGAGUUGUAUUGAUCCCAUCAGGUUUUUCUUGGUGUUAUUAUCACUGAUAGUUUGGGGGCAUUACUGAAAGUUCAUCUGCUCUUGCUGUGAGUGAAAUAUCUACAAAAUAUCAAAAUGAAAAUGUAUAAACUUUGCUGAACAUGUGUGUUACUAAGUUGGGCCUGGAUUAAAAAUUAACCACCAAAUGCUACAUAUUUAUUUUUGUCUCGUAUCAGCUAACCAUCCCUGUUCAUUUCCUGUACUAAUACUGGGAUGUUUGCCAGAUUAAAAUUGAUUGCACCUGAGCUCAUAUAUUUCUAAAUGAGCAUCCCAGUGCAUUUUGGGUAUUUAAAGCCGUUCACAGCACUUGGCUGUCAGAUGGAGCAGAGCCCUAAAGUAAAAAAUAAUGAUAGUGAUAAAAUAACUGAUACUGGUGGUGUUGAGCUAUCUUAUCCUAUAGAAAAAAAUCUAUAUAGCCAUUAUGUUGAAACUGUGGAGAAAAAGGCUUUAAUUCUGUAGCUUUUAUGCAGUUUCAUUGUAAUGGUGACAUUCUUUUAUUUAUUUUUUCACUUCAAGUUAGCACUUGCUUCCGUGGAACAUCUAUACACUGUGUAGCAGCCUCGUGUUUAAUUAGUUGCCUUGUGAAGUUAUUCUCUAAGCUAAGUUGUACACAAGUACAGGAUGUCAUUUUAGUUAAGUUUUUUUUAAAUGUUAAAGAAAAUUGUUUUGUUUUUUUUGUAUGGAUUUAGGUACCUUGAUGUAUUUUGACUGUUAAAUGUUUUCUUUGUGCCAUUAUAUUGUUAUUAAUCACCCAUCUUCUGGGUUGUGUAGUACACCUACAGCAGCUAAAACAUUUACAGUUAACAGGAAAGGCUCACAACACUGUAAACUAAUGAACUCAACAGCAUGAAAGGACCGACUCUACAGUGAUCAUAAAGUUCUCCCCAAGUUUGAACCACAAUAUAACAUUGCAGCUUUUUGUUGUUGGGGUCUUUUUUUUUGGUUUUUGGUUUUUUUUUUAGCUUCUCACUGACGACAGUUUCUAACAGGUAAUCUUCUGACCCUUUCUAAUUCUACCAAAUAAAGCUUCUGUGAUUUGCUCAGUCA
Molecule: messenger RNA, 1695 nt
Organism: Pundamilia nyererei
Lineage: Eukaryota; Metazoa; Chordata; Actinopteri; Cichliformes; Cichlidae
Product: HIG1 domain family member 1A, mitochondrial-like
Exons: 4
Coding region: 178-459 (93 amino acids)
Biological process (GO): mitochondrial respirasome assembly
Cellular component (GO): mitochondrion
Source: RefSeq, a predicted model, not a curated record